GAUAGUCCCUUCCCAGUUUGGAGUUAAUAUGAACUCUCAAGACGAUUGUCGCUGAUUGUGUGUAUUACGAAAUAAAUAAAAAUGUCUUUACCAAAUUCUAAAUAAGUCUGUAGCCUUAAGCAAAUUCCAAAGAGCUAUAUCUCGAGUUGUGAUCAAAGAGGCUUUACCUGCCAUUUUGACUGGGCUGUCAAAUGAGGGUUAGGGGGUAAUUAGGCCCUCAUUAUCAUGACAUUUGUAUUUACCAAAAUAACCAAUGAUUCAUUAAACUAGAACUAUAUUCAUAUAGUGUAAGCCUAUCCCUAAUCCCUAAAUAAAUACAACAAUAAAAAAUCUCAUUUCACUUUUAAAAUAAGCACGCUGAUUUUUGCCUGUGUAGCGAUUCUAGAUCCUAAAUGGCAUGGUUUAGACGUUUAUAAAGGAUGCUGUGAGUUGAAUUACGAACAUUUUCAACCAUCUUUGUUCUGGUUAAGAUCACAAAUUUGUUUCAGCUGAGUUUGCGAUUACAGGAAUUUAUAUAUGCGAAGACGGGAUUUAUCAACAAACAAAUAAAGAUGAGUUGUCAGUGGAAUGCAUUAAAUGUCAAUGUUAUUAAAACACGGAAGAUUGAAUGUGCAAAACUUCAACUACCAGCAACUCUAGCGAAAUCUUCUCGAAAUUCUGCCGCUACACCAAAGUUGGCGCCAACCAGCAAAGAAAAGUUGAAUUCAUCAAGUGAAAAAAGCAAUGAGGCACUUCGUCAAAAUCACUCGAGCAUAAUUGACAGUAUAAUUCCUCUUUUAUCAACUGACGAAAGCCUAAAUUCGUCAGCGUAUACCGAAGACGAAGUUUUUCAAGAGUCUUUUGAAACUCCUCCAGAAAAGGACAGCAUUUUCAGCGAAAAUGCAACAAAAAGAUGUCUUUCUCUCCCAUCUUAUUUAACCUUUGAGGAAUAUUCCUACAGCAGAGAAUCCGGUGCCCGUUUUGCACCGAGGCGUCUGUUUGAAGAAGCAUUAAAUUUAGAAAGUUAUUCGGGACGUUUGCCAGCCACCAGGGUUGAUUCUGAAGAGUUUAGUGAAGACUUUACUGACCAUAUAUUCCCACGCUUGCAAGAACACAUCCUGAAGAGGAAUGCAAGCGGAACGGGUCAUGCUGGGCAAAUGAAAAAGAGCAAAUCGUCCUCACAAAUUAAUUGUGAUGACAACAAUAACGUUAGAUAUGAUCAAAAUCAUUUGCAGAGUACUGAUAUUAAUUUCGCAACACAAUCAAAAGAGAAAUUUGAUGUCAGAGAUUGGGAGCAAAAGGUGCUAGUGUUGACAUCUGAUUACGAGUUUGGUACAGAAUAUAGCAAGAAACCAAGAGAUGAAAUAGACGCCAGAUCAAGGAGUGUUGCGCUGACUGAGAAUAUUUCUACAUUUGCGAGCGAUAAGAUUUGUAAAGAUCAGACUAGCCAAAGGCAAGUUAAAUCUGAAACACACUCAGAGAUGCCAAAAUUACAAACUGUUGUUUGGGAUUACAUAAAGCGGAGGUCAACGAAAAAGAAAAGAAAGAAUGACAAUAGUCGUUUAGAACAAAAUGAUAACCUAAAAGGAGAAAAUUUGAAGGCGACAAAUCAGGAGAGUUCGUCUGGUCCAGACAGACGAAAGAGUAAAGAUGAAUCAUCUCCCAAGGUGAAAAACGUCCAAGGGGAAUCUGUAUUAAAAUCUGAUCGAAAUAACGCUGGAUCAUCAACACCUGGUAUUUCGAGAAAAUCAAGAGCCAUCAGGUCAUGGAAGUCAGACCCAAAUUUAAACUCAAAUCGUCGUAGUGGAAAUAUCAAACUACGAAGAUACAAUUCACAUAAUAUUUUGUCUUCCUGCAGCGAUAAAUUUCCUCCCAAAUUACCAAAAAUGGAACGCCAAAUGAACUCCAAAACUUUGACUUUUCUGCUGACGACAGCACCUGAAGAGAAGUCGAUUGAAGAACGAAUGAUGACGUUGAAAAUGUCACGUGAAUGGUUGCUCAAGGAGCUAAAAAGCAUGCGUGAGCAAGACCGCAAACUUGCAAGACAGUUUAUUCACUUACGCAGUGCUAUAGUUGAAAUGAAAGAGUAUUGUGAGAAAGAAGAUUCGGAAUAUGAGUCUGAAUGCGAGGCUGGAACACAAGAUAUACACAAAAAUCAUAAAAGAAGUGAGAUCAGUAAAGAACGCAAAAUUCCAAUUCACAACACUCCUACAAUAAAUAUUCUAAGUUACUGUUGAGAAAUCCAAUCUGAUUGACAAUGAUGACUGUGGUAUAAAACUGAAUCUUUGAAAUUUGAACAUAAAAACUUUAGAAUAAAUAAUAUAGGUUAAAUUUUUGAAUGAAUCAGUAAGUGAUUUAGCUAAAGCCUGAAGUGUGAAUAUGAUGAUGUUAUAUACAUAAUUUUGUAAAAUAUUUGUAAAAAUUGACAAAAAUAAUACAGCGUACUAUAAUCGAGAUUUUGUGAUUGAAAAAUCUGUAGUGAUAUUUAUAGUUGACAUUACU
Molecule: messenger RNA, 2481 nt
Organism: Dendronephthya gigantea
Lineage: Eukaryota; Metazoa; Cnidaria; Anthozoa; Malacalcyonacea; Nephtheidae
Exons: 2
Coding region: 552-2216 (554 amino acids)
Source: RefSeq, a predicted model, not a curated record